Raphanus sativus (radish) is the source of this 2297-nucleotide messenger RNA. RefSeq lists its product as uncharacterized. Lineage: Eukaryota; Viridiplantae; Streptophyta; Magnoliopsida; Brassicales; Brassicaceae. The transcript has 7 exons. The record is from RefSeq and is a predicted model, not a curated record. The coding region runs from base 84 to 2078 and encodes 664 amino acids.
AAGGUUUAUAGCCAUAUCGUCAAUCAAAUGCGUUUGUGAAGAAUCUUCUUCUAACAAAAACCCUAGAUUCUCCUUCCUCAGCCAUGGACGCACGUCGCGGACCCCUCGCGGUCCCCAAAGUCCGCCGCGUCGGUUUCUUCACAUCAAUCGAGCCAUCACAAGAUUCCCCUCGACCGAAUCGAAGCUUAUCCGGUCCGGCGGAGGCGAUAACAACCUCCUCGUCUCCUCUCUCCGAUUCGCCCUCCGGUCAAUUCAUCUCCCCGGUUCAGAUUCCGCCUCUGCGUCACCGUUCUGAUAACUUGGCCGCCGCCUCUCGCGCCGCUGCUCCCGUCCCCGUCCCCGUCCCUGGACCUUCCGCGUUCCGUCGACAGCUGGCGAGUGACAGGGCUCUCCACGUCGGGAGUUACAAUCCCGUGGAUUCGUUGCUUGGGACGUCGCCGCCGUCGAGUAACGGAGAGGUGUCGGAGGACUCGGGGUCUUUGUUUGGGUUCCAGCGGAGCGAUUCGGCCAAGUUAUCGGCGAGUUUUCCUAAUGGAGGAUUCGAUAUGACUAUGAGAGUUAGAGCUCCUCAGGAAUCUGAAGCUAAGGUUGUGAUCGCGUCGACUUCUGAUGGGAGAAAGAAGAACGUUGAACCUUCUGGAACGAGUGAACCUGUGGCGGCCACAAAACCUCGCAAGGAAAAAGAACAAAAAUCACUGAAAGAGAAAACCAGCAAAGCAGAGAGGCGUGCCAUCCAAGAGGCACAACGGGCAGCAAAAGCUGCUGCAAAAGGGGAAGGGAGCAAACGUGCAGGUGAAUCUAGUAGAGCCAAACCUAGCAAGACUGCCAAACAGACUCAGCCGAAGAAAGACGUACCUCAGGUCACAUCAUCUCUUUCUGAAAAAAGAACUGUAUCAGUAGAAAAAGAGAGGAGAAUGGAUGUCCCUCAGGCGCAAAUGCAGUACGACGAUAAAAGCCGAGUCGAUAAAGCCAAGAGGCGUUCAGUGGUUGAACAGACGGAGAGCAAGAACAAAGUUGAGUUGUUUCUCCAUCUUCCUCAAUACGAGCGCGGCAAUCAGCUUCCCAAUCUAAGCUCCAAUAUAUUCACACUCGAUACCAUACACCAUGCUGUCUAUAAGGUGGGUUUGCAACAUUUGGCUGGAGAUUUGUCUGGUGACAAUGCGCGAUGUAUUGCUAUGCUCCAUGCAUUUCAAGAAGCUAUAAAUGAUUACACUACACCUCCUAUGAAAGACCUAACCAUGGACUUGACAGGCAAAAUAAAUGGCUACGUUUCCUUCUUGAUAGAAUGUCGUCCACUCUCCAUGAGCAUGGGAAACGCGAUCAGGUUCUUGAAGAACCAAAUCAGAAAACUACCUGUAGACCUGUCAGAGCCUGAGGCAAAAGCUUCUCUCUGUUCCGAAAUUGGCCGGUUCAUAGACGAGAAGAUCAUUCUUGCAGACAAGGUGAUUGUACAACACGCCGUAACGAAAAUCAGAGACGGAGAGGUUCUUCUCACAUACGGAUUCUCCUGUGUGGUUGAGAUGAUUCUCUUGUACGCCCAUGAGAUUGGGAGAAAGUUCCGUGUAGUGGUUGUAGACUCACGCCCUAACCUUGAAGGUCAAAAGCUACUCCGUAGGCUUGUCGCCCGUGGACUCGACUGUACCUACACUCAUAUAAACGCCGUUUCCUACAUCAUGGGUGAGGUUACGCGUGUCUUUCUUGGGGCUUCGUCCAUCUUCUCUAAUGGAACUCUGUACUCAAAAGUUGGUACGGCGUGUGUUGCAAUGGUUGCAAACGCGUUUAGUGUCCCUGUCAUUGUGUGUUGCGAAGCUUACAAGUUCCAUGAAAGAGUCCUGCUUGAUUCAAUCUGCUCUAACGAACUUGGGGAUCCUGACGCCAUAGCCAAUGUGCCAUUAAGAACCAACACAAAGCAUGCAAAGACGAUGGAUAAUAACAAAAACCUCCAGUUUCUGAAUCUAAUGUACGAUUCAACUCCUGCUGAGUAUAUAUCUAUGAUCGUUACGGAUUAUGGAAUGAUUCCUCCGACGAGCAUACCUGUGAUUGUUCGUGAAUACAGGAGAGAAGACUUGUUGCUGUAAAAGGUAAUGUUGUUUGGAUAUCUAUAGCACACAGAUACAAAUACAAUUUACGGAGGGAAGAAAAGCGAGUCUUAAACACAAACUGCUUAAACAUAAAUAAACAUUAUUAAUACCUCUGAUCGUGAGUGUUAAUUUUUUUUUUUUGUAUUUUUUAUCAGUUCGACUAAUAUUUGAGAAUCUUCUUAUUUCUCGAUUAAUGUGAAAUUUUUGUUUCUAUUA